Messenger RNA from Durotheca rogersii, 958 nucleotides. Its product is annotated as acyl-CoA N-acyltransferase. Gene Ontology annotation, molecular function: acyltransferase activity, transferring groups other than amino-acyl groups. The record is from RefSeq and is a predicted model, not a curated record. NCBI's taxonomy places the organism in Eukaryota, Fungi, Ascomycota, Sordariomycetes, Xylariales, Xylariaceae. Bases 233 to 862 code for a protein of 209 amino acids. The transcript has 4 exons.
CGGGGUUCAGUCGAGCGACUGCUGCCUACAUUUUAUGAUGCCACCAGAGCUGCUUGUUUAAAAGGGGUGACUUCUGCGGAUUUCUGACAAUGUCUUCGAAGUCCAAGACAACGCCACCUCAACUCUUAUCUAGAUACUUGCAUUUCGGAACAAAUCAGACGCCCAUAGUCCACUUUCUUUGUGGGUAUUUAGUUCGGGGCUAAUCAUACGCAAUCAUUGUUGCCUAGCUGAUAUGUCGUUCCAGCUGCGGAAGGCCGUCUUAUCGGACACACCGGCUAUCACGGACGCCUUCUACGACGCAUUUGACAGACACCCCGUCACCCACCGUGUAUUAAUGCCACGCUCGGAAUCCACAGAGGCAUUCUGGUCCGAGUCUGUUCAAGGCGAUAUACAAGAUCCCCAAGGGCACUACUUCGUCGUAACCGAUCCGGCUUCUGCGACCCCGGAGAGGAUCAUCGCGUUCGGCAAAUGGCGCGAGCCGGUCACGGCCGCGUCUUCCCCUCCACCGCCGAUUCCAAGCUGGCCGGAGGGUGGUGAUGUAGUCUUCGCUGAACUCUUCUUCGGGAUGGUUAAGACCAAGCACGACGAGAUAAUGGGGGAGCGCCCCCAUUGGUACCUAGAAAUUCUGGGCGUCCGCAAGGAGUACCAGGGGAGGGGGGUAGGCAGGCGGCUUGUGGAAUGGGGCGUGAGCAAGGCCGAUGAGGAUGGAGUCGAAGGAUUCCUGGCUGCGAGCCCGUUCGGGUUCCAUCUUUAUGCGAAGUACGGGUUCGAGAUCGUUGAGAAGGUCGAGGUGGACAUCGGCGCUGCUGAGCCAUACGUGGAACGGUUUAUGCUCCGGAAGGCUAAGGACUCCCCGGCAUGAGCAUGUCUACAUAUCGCGGGAUGCAACCAAUGAUGUCGCGAGCGAGUGGAACGCAAAGGCGGGCAGCACGGUAUAUAUCCCUUUUCAGGGGACAAC